UUUGCUCCUACCACACCCAGGAUCCUUCCAUGACCGAAUUGAGCAAGAAGGAGACUUUUUGACUCUGGGCUUCUCCCCAUUUCUCCACGAGCAGCUGGUGACCGACAGCUCUCCUGCUCGUGCCACGAUGGCCACGCCGGACGUCAGUGUCCACAUGGAGGAGGUGGUGGUGGUGACCACGCCGGACGGCGCCGUGGAUGGCAGUGGCAUGGAGGAGGUGAAGACAGUGCUGGUCACCACCAACCUGUCCCAGCAUGGCGGUGACAUCAACGAAGACACUCUGGAGACUGAAAAUGCAGCUGCUGCAGCUGCUGCUGCCUUCACAGCCUCCACAGACCUGAAGGAAGCAGUUCUAGAAGUGAAGAUGGCUGAAGAUGAGGACAGUUUGGAGGCAGAGAUUGUCUACCCCAUCACCUGCGGGGACAGCAAAGCCAACCUCAUCUGGAGGAAGUUUGUGUGCCCUGGGAUCAAUGUGAAGUGUGUGCAGUUUCAUGAUCACCUAAUCAGCCCCAAGGAGUUUGUCCACCUGGCAGGGAAGUCGACCUUGAAGGAUUGGAAGCGGGCGAUCCGGAUGAACGGGAUCAUGCUCCGGAAGAUUAUGGACUCAGGAGAGCUGGAUUUCUACCAGCACACAAAGGUCUGUUCCAACACCUGCCGGAGCACCAAAAUUGACCUGACUGGAGCCAGGGUGUCCCUGACCAGCCAGACAUCGACAGAGUACAUCCCCCUGACUCCUGCCUCUGCUGAUGUGAACGGAUCCCCGGCUACAAUAACCAUAGAAACAUGCGAGGAUGCCAGCGAUUGGAGCACCAGCAUUGGAGAUGACACCUUUGCUUUUUGGCAAGGUCUUAAGGACAGUGGUCUCCUGGAAGAAGUGAUCCAUGAGUUCCACCAGGAGCUGGUGGAGACCAUGAAGGGCUUGCAGCAGCGAGCACAGGAUCCCCCACUGCAGCUUGGGGAUGCUGUUUUACUCAACAACAUAGUCCAGAACUUUGGGAUGCUGGAUCUGGUCAAGAAGGUCCUGGCCAGCCACAAGUGCCAGAUGGAUCGCUCGAGGGAGCAGUACACACGGGAUUUGGCAGCUCUGGAGCAGCAGUGUGACGAGCACCGCAAGCGAGCGAAGGAACUGAAGCACAAAUCGCAGCAUCUCAACAACGUCCUGAUGACCCUCACACCCGUCUCUGUUCCCACGCCUCUGAAACGCCCCAGGCUGACCAGGGCCACCUCCGGACCAGCAGCCAUCACCUCCCAAGUCCUGUCCCAGCCAGCGCAGCUUGCUGUCACCCCUGGCGUGCCAGUGUCCCAGAUUGCCAAUCUCCCUGUCGGCAAAGUGGUCUCGGCUCUCCCUCCUUCGGUGCUGGGGAAGAGCCCAGCCCAGCCCCCUGCUGCGAGCUCCCCAGCCUCCCCUCUGCUGGGGGGGUACACGGUGCUGGCCUCUGCCGGCUCCACCUUCCCCAGCACGGUGGAAAUCCACCCGGACGCUUCCAACCUGACAGUGCUGAGCACGGCUGCGGUCCAGGACGGCAGCACUGUGGUGAAGGUGGUGAGCCCCUUCCAGCUCCUGACGCUUCCAGGACUUGGCACGACCAUCCAGAAUGUGACACAAAUAGCUCCCAGUGGGAGCACGGUUGUGACUGUCCCGUCCGGUGCCACCGAGGCUGCCGGGGAUGAGCACGCUGCCGCCGCCAUCGAGGUGACCGCAGUGGCUGAUGAGGCAGAGCAGAAGUGAGAGGGGGGACUUGCCUGGAGGGACGCUGGCCGUGCCACUCUGGGGGGAACUGCCUCUUCUCUGGCUGCGCUGUGGGACGAGAAGCAGUGUCAUGAGGGGCACGGGCUAACAAGACUCAGAGCAGCUCGUGUUGGAAGCAAGGAGGUUCAGGUCAGAGGGA
Molecule: messenger RNA, 1889 nt
Organism: Sturnus vulgaris (Common starling)
Lineage: Eukaryota; Metazoa; Chordata; Aves; Passeriformes; Sturnidae
Gene: GMEB2
Product: glucocorticoid modulatory element binding protein 2
Biological process (GO): regulation of transcription by RNA polymerase II
Cellular component (GO): nucleus
Molecular function (GO): RNA polymerase II cis-regulatory region sequence-specific DNA binding
Source: RefSeq, a predicted model, not a curated record